GCAGGUGGUUUUGCGAUCGUGUUCCUCGUCAGGACUAACAAUGGGAUGAAGUGCGCCCUGAAGCGGAUGUACGUCAACAACGAGUACGACCUGCAGGUCUGCAAGAGAGAAAUCCAAAUCAUGAGGGACCUGUCUGGCCACAAGAACAUAGUGGGGUACAUCGAUUCCAGUAUCAACUCAGUAAGCAGCGGCGACGUCUGGGAAGUGCUGAUCCUGAUGGAUUUCUGUCGAGGAGGUCAAGUGGUGAACCUCAUGAACCAGCGCCUACAGACGGGCUUCACGGAGAGCGAGGUCCUGCAGAUCUUCUGCGACACCUGCGAAGCUGUAGCCAGGUUGCAUCAGUGUAAAACACCAAUAAUCCACAGGGAUUUGAAGGUUGAAAACAUCCUGCUGCACGACCGCGGCCACUACGUCCUGUGUGACUUUGGGAGCGCUACGAACAAAUUCCAGAACCCUCAAACAGAAGGGGUGAACGCGGUGGAGGAGGAGAUCAAAAAGUACACUACAUUAUCCUACAGAGCACCAGAAAUGGUCAACCUCUAUAGUGGCAAACUUAUUACUACAAAAGCAGACAUCUGGGCCCUGGGCUGUUUGCUGUACAAGCUCUGCUACUUCACUUUGCCGUUUGGGGAGAGCCAGGUGGCGAUCUGCGACGGCAACUUCACCAUUCCAGAUAACUCUCGGCAUUCGCAAGACAUGCACUGCCUCAUCCGGUACAUGCUCGAACCAGACCCUGACAAGAGACCUGACAUUUAUCAAGUUUCCUACUUUGCGUUCAAACUGGCGAAGAAGGAAUGCCCCGUCCAGAACGUCCAGAACUCUCCGAUCCCCGCUAAACUCCCAGACCCAGUUAAAGCAAGUGAAGCUGCUGCCAAGAAGAGUCAACCCAAGGCCAGGCUGACAGACCCCAUCCCUACGACAGAAACGUCCAUAGCUCCCCGCCAGAGACCUAAAGCAGGACAGACGCAGCCCAACCCUGGGAUUUUACCCAUCCAGCCAGCCCUGACGCCUCGCAAGAGACCCACGGCUCAAGCAGCCAUUCAGCCGCAAGUUGCAGGACCUGCUGCCCUGGGCAGUGCUCAGCCUUCGCUCCCUGCAAGCGUUCCCCAGCAAAAAGCUGCACCUCAACAGGCUCCAGCGCAGCCCCAAGCCAAGCAGGCGCCAGCUCCACCGCAGGCCCCAGCGGCGCAGCCCCAGGUCCCUUCUACUCAGCCCCAAGCCACCCCUCAGCAUCAGCAGCAGCUUUUCUUGAAGCAGCAGCUUCUGCAGCAGCAGCAGCAGCAGCAACAACAGGCUGCGUAUUACCAGCAGCAGCAGAUGAUGCAGGCUCAGCAGUUCCCAGUGAUGCAGCAAGGAGCGCCAGCACAGCAGCAGCUGAUGCAGAACUAUUACCAGCAGCAGCAGCAACAGCAGCAGCAGAUGAUGGCCCAGCAGGCAGCGAUGCAGCAGAAGACAGCGGUAGCAGCAGCUCAGCAAAAGCCGCAAGCCCCAGCGCCGCAGCCCCAGCCACAGCCCCAGGCCCAGCAAAGCGCAGCCCAGCCAGCGCAGCCGCAGGAGCAAGUGAUGCAGGGGCAAAUGAGGCAACAGCAGAAACCUCAAACCACGCCGCCCCCAGCAGCGCAGGGCCAGAAGCUGGGCUCUCUCACCCCUCCGUCCUCCCCCAAGACGCAGCGUGCAGGGCACAGGAGGAUCCUGAGCGAUGUGACCCACAGCGCGGUGUUUGGGGUUCCGGCCAGCAAAUCCACCCAGCUCCUGCAGGCGGCUGCUGCUGAGGCCAGUCUCAACAAGUCCAAAUCUGCUUCCACCACACCCUCGGGUUCCCCACGGACCUCCCAGCAGAAUGUCUACAACCCGCCCGAUGUCUCCGCGUGGAAUCCGUUUGAUGACGAUAACUUCUCCAAGCUCACAGCUGAGGAGCUGCUGAACAAGGACUUUGCAAAGCUGGGUGACGGGAAAGCUCCAGAAAAGAUGGGCACCUCCACUGAGAACUUGAUCCCAGGUUUCCAGCCGGCUUCAUCUGCAGCCCAGGCGGAUGCGUUUGGUGGCUCUUCCUUCACUGCUGGAUCAGCUGAAAAAACGAAAGACAUUCUGAGUCUGGACGCGAGCCCUCCUCUCCUGACUGUGCCUGAUCCUUUCAUUCCUCUCCCGUUAUCCGACACGCCAG
Messenger RNA from Mesitornis unicolor (brown roatelo), 2164 nucleotides. It is a transcript of the gene AAK1, whose product is annotated as AP2 associated kinase 1. Gene Ontology annotation, biological process: protein phosphorylation. The annotation marks the transcript as partial. The record is from RefSeq and is a predicted model, not a curated record. NCBI's taxonomy places the organism in Eukaryota, Metazoa, Chordata, Aves, Mesitornithiformes, Mesitornithidae. Gene Ontology annotation, molecular function: protein kinase activity; ATP binding. The transcript is spliced from 15 exons.